Messenger RNA from Coffea eugenioides, 1033 nucleotides. Its product is annotated as 40S ribosomal protein S8. Gene Ontology annotation, biological process: maturation of SSU-rRNA from tricistronic rRNA transcript (SSU-rRNA, 5.8S rRNA, LSU-rRNA); translation. Gene Ontology annotation, molecular function: structural constituent of ribosome. Gene Ontology annotation, cellular component: cytosolic small ribosomal subunit; ribosome. The record is from RefSeq and is a predicted model, not a curated record. The coding region runs from base 100 to 762 and encodes 220 amino acids. NCBI's taxonomy places the organism in Eukaryota, Viridiplantae, Streptophyta, Magnoliopsida, Gentianales, Rubiaceae. The transcript has 5 exons.
ACCAUACUAGGUUUUGCUUUUCAGAGCAGAGAGGACUUUGCAGGAAGACUCGUUAGAGUAAAAUCUCUCAUUUCUUCAAGGCAGCUGCUCUAAUCCAACAUGGGUAUCUCGCGGGACUCUAUGCACAAGAGGCGUGCCACUGGUGGCAAGAAAAAAGCUUGGAGGAAGAAGCGCAAGUAUGAGCUUGGUCGCCAGCCAGCAAACACUAAGCUCUCAAGCAACAAGACAGUCAGGAGAGUCCGUGUCCGUGGAGGCAAUGUGAAGUGGAGGGCCUUGAGGUUGGACACAGGAAACUAUUCUUGGGGUAGUGAGGCUGUCACUCGGAAGACCCGUAUUCUUGAUGUGAUGUACAAUGCCUCAAACAAUGAGCUUGUCAGGACGCAAACUCUCGUGAAGAGUGCAAUUGUUCAGGUUGAUGCAGCCCCCUUUAAGCAGUGGUACCUUCAGCAUUAUGGUGUUGACAUUGGUAGGAAGAAGAAGGGGCCUGCUAAGAAGGAUACCACUGAGGAUGGAGAGGCUACUGCUGAGGAAACUAAGAAGAGCAACCAUGUUGUCAGGAAACUUGAGAAGCGCCAGCAAGGCCGCACACUUGAUCCUCACAUUGAGGAGCAAUUUGGGGGUGGUAGAUUGCUGGCCUGCAUAUCUUCUCGCCCAGGUCAAUGUGGCAGAGCAGAUGGUUACAUCUUGGAGGGUAAAGAGCUCGAGUUCUAUAUGAAGAAAAUUCAGAGGAAGAAAGGCAAGGCUUCUGGUGGUGCUGCUUAAUCAGAAUUCUAUGUUCUUUUCUUGGGGGUCUUAUAAUAGAAUUUUAGGUUUUUAUGCUUCCUUAAGCUUUUGUCACCUGUACUUUAGCGGCACAGGAAAGGUUGCUGGAACAUUUUCAGCUACUUAAUUGCUAAAAUUUUGAGUCUUUUCUUCUCCCUUUAUGAAUUAAUUAUAUGGUCGUUGUUAGACAUUUCAGAGUACUAGUCUUUGACAAGCAAGCUGUCUGAUUUGCUCGUGCUUUAAAUUCGAAUUUCCACCUCUUUUGAACUUC